This is a messenger RNA of Symbiodinium pilosum, 819 nucleotides long. The record is from the annotation of a GenBank genome assembly. Lineage: Eukaryota; Dinophyceae; Suessiales; Symbiodiniaceae.
AUGCCAUUCGAGUUUGAGCUCCCCAGCAAGCCUGUGCUUGUGGCUGGCGGGUUCGGAGGUCCUGCUGUGAUGUUCAUCGUGACACCGUUCCGAAAUGGACUCACUCUUGGCGCCUCCAGUCCCGCAAGUGCUAUUAAGCUCUACCAGGAGGUUUUUGCACAAGGCUUUGCCAAGGGCUGGACCGGUGGUGCGUUUACAGCAAGGGCUGCGUGCCCGCAGUUUUUAUGCUUAGGUCCAGCAUACCACUUCUAUGCCUCCUUCUCUGGUGUCGGCGGUGGUGUGCUCCUCACCAGCCUCACAGAGACCUUGAUUGUCUAUGGCGCGGAGACAAAGAAUGCGCAGCUCGCCAUGAAUCAGAAGAGUCCUGGCAGCAUACCUUCUGUCCAUCCGUCAUGGAAGCCUUUCGGCCCUGGAUUCGGCAUCCACGUCUUCAGGAAUGUGAUUGCCACGGCAGGUCUCCGCAUGUUCUGUACCCCUUGCACAACCGCCAUUGAGAAGGUGAGUGGCACCAGCAACUCCAUGACCACUUUGGCGGGUGAUUUUGCAGGAAACGUUUGCGCUGCGUGUCUAUCGGCACCUGUCCAUCAGCUUUAUGGGUACGCAGUAACAACGCCUGAGCUGAGGACUCUUCCUGCUUCAGAACAGAGGGAAAAGAUGGUUUCGUUCUUGAAAAAACAGUACUUGGACACAUCUGGUGGAAGGACAAGGCUCAGUGGGCUGGUGCCACGAGAUCUCUUCAUGCGGAGCAUGUACGUGGCAGUGGCCUACACCAUGUACUCCACUGUCGAGCGAACUUUGGUGGCCAAUUGGCCUCAAUGA